UUGCUGGUAGAGAAGACUAACGUCAGUGUAGGUGAUCGUGUGACUAUACAAUGCCUCACACUGAAAGGAAGACCUCCACCAAAAAUUUCUUGGUAUCAUGACAAUACCUUAAUUAACGGACGGUACUUGUUUAACCAGAAAGAAAUUGAACUGAAAGAUGCAGGAUCUUACAGAUGCGAUGCAAAAAAUAAUGCAGGCGAAGAUAAAUCAGAAGUAAAAAGUGUUACCGUAAAUGAAAAGCUGGUUCGGAGAGAAGGUGAUAAUGAGAAAGAUUACUUGCCAAAAGUUUGAAUACAAGUCCAAAAACUUAAAUAUUUUGCAAAAUUCUAUUACAGACAUUUCCAAUAAGUACCGUUGUUAGAUGCUGAACUGUGAAGUUAGUUUAAUAACUGAUUAGCAUGAUUUCAUUUAAACCACAGUUGAAACAAAAUGUAUCGGAUAACAUUAAACAUUAGCUGAAUUACAGACUCAUGUUCGGAAAGAAUGGGGAUAAAUUCCCAGAAAAAUUUUUUAUUUUUCGGUGCAGAAGGUCCCGGAAGCUAGGAAUGUGCAACUGCAUGUUGACAGAUACCCCAACUUUUUAAAAUAUCAUCCGAUACAUUUUGUUUAAAAUAGCUUAAAUGAAAUCAUGCAAACUAGUUAUUAAACUAAAUGCAUAUAAUUGAACAAUAACCUUUUGCGAAAGUCGGUAACGGAAUUUUGCAAAACAUUGAACUUUUUGGGCUUGUAUUAAAACUUUUGGUAAGUAACUGCAGCUCAAUUGUAAUUCUUAUAUAUAUCAAAACAAUGGUGUUAACAAAGUCCUUCCAGUGAACAACAAUAUAUUGCAGGUUCACAAGGUACUACUUGCGAAUACUAUAUAUUGCAGGUUAACAAUAAACAAAGCUCUUGCUGAAAUAUGGGCCAAGUUUGAUUUGAAUGUUUAAUGUUUGUGAAUUUUUUGCUCCAAUUAUUUGCCUAAAAUAUGUAUUUAUCAGUGGCGUAGGCAGGAUUUCUGGCCAAGGGGGGCCCAAAAAAAUCAUGGGGAGGGGUCACUUUAAACAAGAUGAAAACUGAAAAGAAGAAAACAAAGUAUGUACACAUAGGCGCACUCAAUUAGUUUUGUUUAAUUGUAAAACUGCAAAUACAACAAACGUUAAAUUGAAUAAAAGGUAUAACAACGGUAUAUAAGAAAUAAAAUAUACACACUCAGCCACAUGUUAACCAGUGCCAUAGGAAACUAUUUUUGAUAGGGGGAGCUGAAAGCGAGGGCCAAAGGGCCGAGGAAAUUUUUAAAUUUAGAGUCUCUGAAACGCCAUUUCCUGGACUUUGGGGGAAGAUUUGACAGAAUUCUGAUGGUCAGAACACAGCGUUUUAGUAUGUCGAAAUUUACAAUUUAGUGGCAUUUAUUUAUUUUAUUUAUUGAAUUUGUCACCAUACAAAAAAAAAUUACAUUGACGAAGACGACGCAUACAUACAUGACAAAAACAAGUUAUAUGUGACAGGAGAACGGAACAGGGCUUUCGUCCCACUUAAAACCUAACCCCUUAUAACAUACACAAUGUACUAUUUCUCUUUGCUCGACAAUAUAUACAUAAUACUUUUGUAUACAUUUAUAUACAUAUACACAUAUUUGGAAACGACUAACAUGACAAAAAGAAGUUCAGGAAUGACUAUUAUUACCCGGAACAACCAGGAGGACUGUAUGUUGAUAACUUUGUAAUGUACAAGUUAAUUAGGGUCACUGGGCGAAGGCGUGUUUAAUUAAGUAUAUAUUGGAUAAGUUGCAGGAAAGUAUGGGUAAUAUCUUCACUCUUUGCAGUUUGUCAUGGAUAAUGUAGCCACUUAAAAUUAAUCAAUUGUCAGUAUUUUAAAAGUAUAUUAUUCAAAUGAUAAAGGUCAGCAUGAUUUUGAAAAAAGAAUGAUUAUUAGGAAAUUAUUGUGGGAGGGCUGCAGCCCCCCAGGCUCCCACCCCCCUCCUUGGUUCCUACGGCCCUGAUUAACCUGACUAGUAAGUUUACCUUGUGACAUGGGUUUGCCGAUAAAGUAAAACCCUGCACGUACGACCAACUUGUUUGUUUGGUAUUUUGAUAAUUAAAGAGGUAUGCCCCGAAUAAUGGUAAGUUAAUUUACCAAACUCUCCUUAGUUGCUGAAAAUGUUAAAAGCUGAAAACUCUUUCUAUAUGUUUCGAUUAAGAGACUACAAAUUGAGCCAACAGUACGCGAAAAUUGGUCGUCUGUCUUACCAGAUAUUUUGCUGCUCAUGCAAUCAUAUGCUGGAUACGUUAGUGCAUGGUAUUGCCAUAUUGCUUUUGGCCUUUGCCGGUCGUCCAGUCCUCUGGCAAUACAUUCAUUCAAUUUGCUGGUCAUCCUGAAUGAUUUAGUAAUUUUCUUACCUUUAGAGCCAGUAAAUCCACUCACAACGUCUUUUUACACUCUGACCUCAACCAUACCCAAACCAGGAGAAUAUACAAG
Paramuricea clavata is the source of this 2454-nucleotide messenger RNA. NCBI's taxonomy places the organism in Eukaryota, Metazoa, Cnidaria, Anthozoa, Malacalcyonacea, Plexauridae. The record is from the annotation of a GenBank genome assembly.